Messenger RNA from Pseudonaja textilis, 2387 nucleotides. It is a transcript of the gene RHAG, whose product is annotated as Rh associated glycoprotein. Lineage: Eukaryota; Metazoa; Chordata; Lepidosauria; Squamata; Elapidae. The record is from RefSeq and is a predicted model, not a curated record. Gene Ontology annotation, biological process: ammonium transmembrane transport; ammonium homeostasis. Gene Ontology annotation, cellular component: plasma membrane. Gene Ontology annotation, molecular function: ammonium channel activity.
CAGCCUAAAACAAAUAGCAAGUGGUCGGAGUUGUCCUUAUCAUUCUUUGUCAAACUCCAGCAAGGAUGCCUCGUUCAAAUUCUUUCACCACCAAUAUGCGGAUCAGAUUCCCUGUUCUUGCCGUUAUUUUACAAGUGAUUAUUAUUAUUUUAUUUGGAAUAUUUGUGAGAUAUCAGUCAACGGACAGAUGGCACCCUCCAUCAGUCAAUAUGGGAUUGUAUCCAAUCUUUCAGGAUGUUCAUGUGAUGAUAUUUAUUGGGUUUGGUUUCUUGAUGACCUUCCUGAAAAAAUAUGGCUUUGGCAGUGUUGGCAUCAAUUUUCUCAUUGCUGCCUUGGGCCUUCAAUGGGGCAUCCUCUUACAAGGAUUUUGGCACAUGGAAUCAAAUAAUAUCCAUAAUACCAUUGAAAGUAUGAUAAAUGCAGACUUCAGCACAGCAGCUGUCCUGAUCUCAUUUGGAGCCAUCCUGGGGAAAACAAGUCCAGUUCAGAUGCUGAUUUUAACAAUAUUUGAAAUUACUAUAUUUGUAUGCAAUGAACAUCUUGUGGUGAAUGUGCUAAAGGCCACAGAUACUGGGGCAUCCAUGACUAUUCAUACUUUUGGAGCUUAUUUUGGGUUGGCUGUGGCCAGAUUCCUCUACCGGCCAGGCUUGAAAAAUGGACAUCCUAAAGAAGGUUCUGUUUACCAUUCAGACCUAUUUGCUAUGAUUGGUACUCUUUUCCUUUGGCUCUUUUGGCCCAGUUUUAACUCAGCCAUUGCGAAAUCAUCAGAGGAGCAACAGAGAGCAAUCAUGAACACAUACUUCUCGUUAGCAGCAUGCACCGUCACCACAUUUGCUUUGUCUAUUCUGGUUGAACACCGAGGCAAACUGGACAUGGUGCACAUUCAAAAUGCCACCUUGGCAGGUGGUGUUGCUGUGGGUUCAUGUGCUGACCUGAACAUCUUGCCAGUUGGGGCUUUAUUAAUUGGUAGCAUAGCAGGAAUCAUCUCAGUUGUUGGAUACAAGUACUUAUCUCCAUUGCUAGCCUCCAAGCUGAAAAUUCAAGACACCUGUGGCGUCCAUAAUCUACAUGGCUUACCUGGGCUGUUGGGAGGCAUUGCAAGUAUCAUUGCAGCUGCUCUGCAGGUUAACAGCAAUGUAUCUGUUGGGAUGCAGGCUGCUGCUCUAGGCUGCUCUGUUGCAAUUGCUCUGGUAGGAGGAGCAUUUACAGGAUUAAUAGUCAGCUUGCCUUUCCUGGGACAGCCACCUGAUGAGAACUGCUAUGAUGACUCCGUAUAUUGGGAGAUUCCCAUUGAAGGAGGAGCACCUCUGGAAAACAAUAUAGUUUAUGAAGAUGAUCCCAGCAAACUCACUGUAGAAGCAUAGAAAGAAUUAUAUAUGUUUAUUUUUUCUAUAUGAUGUUUUCACUGUCUGAUAAAAUAUCCAUCAUAUAUGUUAUUUUUUCUUUCUAUUUUUAUUUUGUUGCUGAACAGUAGGGAAGAACAAAUCUUUUAUGGACUUUUUGCUGAAUAUAGAAAAUAUGCUUGUGAUUUAUGGAUUUGAUGAUCAGAAAGAAGAGAUUAUGGAAAGGAGGGAGUUAUAAUGUAACCUUAGGGACAGAGGAUAAAGUCCAAAUGCAUCUAUAACUGCUGUAAAGAAGUUUAGAACUUAUUUUUUAAUACCUUCUCUUUUUUUCUUCUGUUUCUUUCUCUUUUCUUUCUCUCAUUUUCUUUUCUUUAUUCUUCAAAUGUUGUUAUUUUGUAAAAAAAAAAAAUCUUCAAUAAAAUUUUAUUGAAAAAUAAAAAAAGAGAAAAAAAGCCAGAACAAACAGCAAUCCUAUAUUUUUUCAGGCAAACAUUGUGAGAAUUAUUUUGCAGCUCACAGUGCAUAACUUACUUUAUGUAUAUUGUACUAAAAUAUUCAUGCUUCUGGGACCAACUGCCAUUAUAAGUCAAGAACUAACAGUAUGACAGAAUCUUCAGUAUCACAGCUACAUGAGAAGUGAGUGGAAGCAAAAACUUGCUAUGGCUAUCACAGUGAAAUGAAUUCCAAAUAUUUUAAGGCAAAUUAUUAUGCUACUCAGUGAAAUGUAGGUAGGAGAGAGAACUUCUCUGAGAAAAAAAAUUGUUUCUAGGAUUCCUUGAAGGAUUUAAUGUCAGUUUUAACUGGUAGAGAGCCAGCAAGGUUGUGGCAUUUAACUGCCUUUAAAAUUUAGAAUUAUGCUAUUUGUAUCAAGGAAGGAGAAGAGCUUGCAUAAAUGUAUUUGGACUUACAAAAAUAGCUUUUAAGAAGUUAAGCAUUAGCAAGCAAUACUGAAAGUUUGGGAUAGUAAAAAAAAUCACAUCAUAUUUAUCAUCUCUUGCCUGUUAUUAAACAUUUGUUUUCAUGGAGAUGAAAGCACAGAGAAAU